Molecule: messenger RNA, 2463 nt
Organism: Penicillium brasilianum
Lineage: Eukaryota; Fungi; Ascomycota; Eurotiomycetes; Eurotiales; Aspergillaceae
Source: the annotation of a GenBank genome assembly
AUGAAUGGAGAUCUCAGUCUCUCCCAGUCGCUGGGGGGGCUCCGAAUUGCGAAUCCGGACGAUUCACCCCUCCAAUCUGAGGUCGCCAGUCCGGUUCCAACGGCUCAACCGGACGGUUCGGUAUCAACACCACAAGUUCCCGCGCCGCUCGACGAGCGCCCGACCACCUUUCCUCCUGCACCUACCGACAAUCCUCCGAUCAACGAGAACCGCUCCUCCGUCAUCUACCCCGUCUCUGAUCUCUCCCAAUCAGCCUCGGCCUCUUCCCAUCAGCAUUACUCUGCGCAGCAGUUUGGCACGCCCCCAAAUCCGAAUCGCCCCCUUUCCUCUAUCUACACCAACAACUCCGUCUCCUCCCUACUCCCGCGGGAUAAUACCUAUCGCAUACGAACCGAUUCCGGUGCCUCGUCCACUUCCACGUCACAUUCGCGAGUAGACACCCGCGGCGGAUCGGCAGCCUUGCAAGCGGGAGUUCUGGCGCGCGACAACUCACACAGCGAUCGCUCUUACCGCACAGCUCAGAUUCCGGCCAAUGGGCCGGCUGUAAUGCGGCAAUCCUCUCGAGCGCAUGCCCGCGGUGGGAAUACAACCCAGAUGUCGCGAACGCCCUACGGUAUGGAGAACGGUCCCGCGCCCAGCAGUGAGGAUUGGCAGGACCGCGGAGCUGCGGUCGCGGUGCGACAGGAAGUCGAUGCCAACGGGAAGACGGUCGCUCGGUUUAUCAAGAAGGGUGUGCGGGAUUUCUCAUUUGGAAACACGCUUGGCGAGGGAUCCUACAGUACGGUGGUCUUUGCAACGGACCGACAGACCUUGAAGGAAUACGCCAUCAAGAUUCUGGACAAGCGACACAUCAUCAAGGAGAAGAAGGUCAAAUACGUCAACAUCGAGAAGGACACGUUAAAUCGUCUAACCGAUCACCCGGGUAUCGUCCGCCUUUACUAUACCUUCCAAGAUGAACGAUCACUUUACUUCGUACUGGACCUGUGCAAAGGAGGAGAGCUCCUGGGGGUCUUAAAGCGCAUGACUACCUUUGAUGAAGAGUGUACCAGGUUCUAUGGCGCCCAGAUUCUGGACACGAUCGACUAUAUGCACAAACGCGGCGUAAUCCACCGCGACUUGAAGCCGGAGAAUGUGUUGCUGGAUCACCAGAUGUAUGUGAAGAUUACGGACUUUGGAACCGCCAAGAUCCUCAAGACGCGACGACCGGACGAAAGCCAGACCUCUAUCCCACCCAUCGACUCGACCGAGAUCCCCGAAGAGGAACGAGCAAGCUCCUUUGUUGGUACCGCAGAGUAUGUCAGCCCGGAAUUGCUGGUCGACAAGAACGCUUGCAAGGCUAGUGAUCUGUGGGCGUUCGGCUGCAUCAUCUACCAACUCCUGGCCGGACGUCCGCCCUUCAAGGCGGGCAAUGAGUACCUGACUUUCCAGAAGAUCGUCGCCCUGGAUUAUGAAUUCCCAAUCGGAUUCCCCGCGGUGGCUCGUGAUCUCGUGGAACGUCUCCUGGUUCUAGAUCCCGCUCGUCGUCUACAGAUUGAGCAUAUCAAGAACCACGAGUUCUUUGACGGUAUUUCAUGGGGUCCGGAGUUGUGGAAGCAAAAGGCACCUCGAUUGAAAGCUUACGUGCCUCCCGCACGCGAGCCUAUCAAGCUCAAUGGCGGCGAAGGUGGUGACAGCUUUCCUCCGGUCAUUUCGACUGCGCCAUCCAAUGCGACCAGCAACAAUUCGCGUGCGCUCCCUCGAGUAGUCACCGAGCUGCCUCCUCCCAGCCAGCUGGAUAUCGAGUGGUCGCCCGUGCUUAGCAAGGCUAACGAACGGAUUUUGAAACUUGGUAACAUGGUCGUGUUGUCUUCACCCGCAUCGCACAGUCCGACAUCUAAGAAUGGUAGUGGCGAGAGCGAGGCUCCCAAGAAGUUCUCCCGUUUCUUCUCGGGGUCAGCGACAAAGAAGCGAUCACGCUUGGUCAUGGUUACAUCCUCUGCGCGGAUUAUUCUGGCCGCAGCUGGAGGUGAUGAGAAGAAAGCAAAGACGGAAAUCUCGCUGCUUGCACCGGGGACACACUAUCGGAGCACGACGGAUGCCAAGGGUCACUCCUCGUGGAUUGUAGACACGAGAGAUAAACACUACGUCUUUGAAGACCCUAAACCCUCCUCCAGCAACAUUGGAGCCACUGCGGUAUCAGCGCAAGAAUGGCUAGAUGCACUGGACAGGGCCAAGGAGAUAGCUUCGAUGCAUCAAAGUGCCGGCCCUUACUCCGCUGAAGAAGCUUUCCGCGAUCUGUCAUCUGGGUUCUCUAGUCACGCCAACACACUCGAUCGGAGUACAGAGCUUCAGAAUGAAAGCAAUGUACCUCCUCCGGGGCGAAACCACUUGGUGAAGCACCAAGCCAACGACUCGGAAUCGGUGAAGGGGAAGAAGAGAUUCAGCCGGCGUCAUUCGAAGAAUGGUCUUGCUGCUGUGUUUUAA